CAAUUCGCUAGCCCUGCGACGGCGUUGACCUACACCAUCCUCAUAAUUUGUUCCUGCAUCUGUCGGCGCGUUCAAGACGAAUACCAUUUUGCAGAUCAUGGCGGCCGAAUUUCCUGUACUCAAGAAUGAUCUCCUGUUGCGGGCUGCUCGAGGAGAGGAGACGGAACGUGCGCCCGUGUGGGUAAUGCGGCAGGCAGGACGAUAUCUCCCAGAGUUCCGCGAAGUGCGCGCCCAGCACGGCUUCUUCGAGGUGUGCCGCACGCCCGAGCUUGCGACUGAAGUGACGUUGCAGCCCAUCCGGCGUUACUCUGGGCUCCUCGACGCUGCGAUCAUCUUCAGCGACAUCCUCGUCGUCCCGCAAGCGAUGGGCAUGGACGUCGAGAUGAACCCCGGCCCGUUCUUUCCCCGCCCGCUCGACACGCCCGCAGACAUUGCCAAGCUGCGUGCGACGGUCAACGUCGACGCCGAGCUCGGGUACGUGUUCGAGGCGAUCACUAUGACGCGGCAGCGGCUCGCGGGCGAGGUGCCGCUCAUCGGCUUCUGCGGUGCGCCGUGGACGCUGUUCUCGUACAUGGUCGAAGGCGGCGGGAGCAGGACGUAUCAGAAGGCCAAGUCAUGGUUGUUCAAGUACCCCGAGGAGUCCAAGGCGCUGCUCACGAGGAUCGCAGACGUCUGCGUAGAUUUUCUCGUCGGGCAGGUCAAGGCUGGAGCGCAGUUCCUGCAAGUAUUUGACUCGUGGGCAGGCGAGCUUACGCCACAUCACUUCCGCGAAUUCGCGCUGCCCUCGCUCACACACAUCGCCACCAGCGUGCGCAGCAAGCUCCAAGCGCAGGGCAUCCAAGUCGUGCCCAUGACCCUCUUCCCGAAGGGCACAAACACACAGCUCGCACACAUCGCCGAGCACGCGGGGUACGACGUGAUCGGCAUCGACUGGUGCAUCGAACCCUCCGAGGCGCGGGGGCUCGUCGGCGAUUCAGUCGCAUUGCAAGGCAAUAUGGACCCAAACGUGCUGUAUGGCGGGCGUGAAGCGAUCGAGCGGGAGGUCAAGCGGAUGUGUGAGAGCUUUAAGGGAAGGAAGGGCCCGAAGGGGUGGAUAGCAAAUCUCGGACAUGGAAUCACUCCUGGAGUGGACCCGGAGGAUCUGCGCUGGUUCUUUGAGUGUGUUCACAAGUACUCGGCUCGAUAAAGCAGAAAUGAAAGCGGUUGAAUCUUGUGUGAGCUUCCAGGGCAGACCGAAGUUCUUUGUAUGUCUCACGGCAUAUAUACACGAUGAUACAUAAAUCUAUAUAUUAUCCGGAUAGCUAGAAAGACAAUAGCCAAGGAGCGCGAUCCAUUGCAUGCAUGACCAGUUUGCAGGGUAAAUGGGAGAGUAGAUGAGAUGACGGGGACGAAUGCGCAACGACCACGGGACUGACCAGACAGCGGUAGAUAUCGAUAGCGUAGCGGAAAUCCUAUGCACAAUACAAGAACGAGAAAGUAGACCGAGGGAGAUCAGGCUACAACGUCAUGCGACAACGUCUGCCUCAUUGAAGCUACUUCGUCUGCGACGCACCCUCCGCAGGUUCGGUCGUGCAGAGUUAGACCCAGGGAC
Laetiporus sulphureus 93-53 is the source of this 1591-nucleotide messenger RNA. Its product is annotated as uroporphyrinogen decarboxylase. The transcript is spliced from 4 exons. The record is from RefSeq and is a predicted model, not a curated record. The coding region runs from base 98 to 1186 and encodes 362 amino acids. Gene Ontology annotation, cellular component: cytosol. NCBI's taxonomy places the organism in Eukaryota, Fungi, Basidiomycota, Agaricomycetes, Polyporales, Laetiporaceae. Gene Ontology annotation, molecular function: uroporphyrinogen decarboxylase activity. Gene Ontology annotation, biological process: heme biosynthetic process.